This is a messenger RNA of Solanum lycopersicum (tomato), 2052 nucleotides long. The record is from RefSeq and is a predicted model, not a curated record. Lineage: Eukaryota; Viridiplantae; Streptophyta; Magnoliopsida; Solanales; Solanaceae.
UUCUUUGUAAAGCUUCACAGAGUACCCAAAAUGAGAUAGCCGAAUUUUUGCCACUACUUCAGGUAUACCUAAUGAUUGUACAUAUAAUUUAUUUAUAUUUCUUUCAAUUUGUCUCUGUAGUGUUAUUGGAGGAUGAAAUUUUUUAGAGAUGUAAUCCUAAAACUCUUUCUCCCAGAUUUGGGCGUGGGAGAGAGUCACUGUUCUCCGUCCUCAAAUAGUAGCCCACAGAGAUGCGAGAACUAUUUGUCAUGUUGGUUUGCCUAGGGGUCCGCAUGCUACUAGAUGGUUUGCACAUCUUAGUUGGACGAAUACUACCAAGCAUGUGUUGAAAGUUUAUAGGGAUGCACUUGACUCUAUGAUAGAAGAUCAGUUUAUUUGGGAACCGUAUUCCGAUGACUUAAUUGAGAGUCUUCCUCUCUAUUGUCAUGCUGGACGAGACAUAUGGCGAGUUAGAGUUCCAAUAUUUUGUUGGGAUGUGGUCGAGGUUCAUUUGCCAGAUCGUGUUAUGAGGCAAUUUGGACUACAACAAGCUAUACCAACUCCGUUUCCAUUUGAUUCCAACCACUUUCGCCAUGAUCAUCGAGGAAGACCAAAUACAAAUUGGGAGUUGGAACAUGCACAUUGGUUAUCAUUUUGGAACCAACGUCUCCAAUAUAGUUGUGAUGCACCGGUUAAUAAUGAACCACUUUGCUAUGAUGAUCCAUAUCUUAUUUGGUUCAGGCGCAUUACUCGUCUUGUUAUUGGUAAUCCUAAUUCACGUCCUCAAAAUCAACAAGGUUAUGUGCCUAAUUCGACGGCAUAUGAAACUAUGGUAUGCCAUUUAUUGAUUAGUGUUGUUUACUGUUGUUGCUGCCAAGUGAUUUAUGUGUCUUUAUUGAUUUUAGUGUGUCAUUUAUUUUGUUUAAUGUAGUUGCUGGAAAGUUUUUCAUUGUUCUUGGUACUGCUAAGUGUUUAGAAAAAUGCUAAAGGUAAUAUAUAUAGGAAAAUUAAAAGAGUGAGAGUAGUGAAGUGGGGAUACUGAUGAGGAGAUGUAGAUGUUAUUUUCAUUUUUAUGAAUGAUUGGAAUUCAGCCAGUUGCAUUCUUUAGUUGGCAGUGAAUUCAUUGCUUAAGUGAUAGUCCGAUCUAAAUCAUCAGAUUAAUGGUGCGUCAUUAAAUAACUUUCACUUUAAUUUAUUUAGGUGCGUCAUAUUCAUUCGAUGGUUGAUGAAGCUAAAACACUUGGUGAUAAUCCAUCAUAUGAGGCCUUAUACAUGUUUAGAAAAAUGGUGCGAGAUCAAGGUUCUGAUUGUUUGAAAUAUGUCCAUGAGGCUGACAGGGUUCAUGUGUCAGCCGAUUAUAGAAGAGAUGUGGUACAACCUGUCCAGUUACAUCACCCAGUUCGUAGGCGAGGAAAAGGUGGUGUUGCAGGUAGGAGAGAACGUGCUGUUGAAAGAGCACAAACACAUGUUGAAAUAGAUCAGGCCACACAAAAUGUCCAAGAAGUCUUAGAAGAUGAUCAAGCAACAUCCAAUUAUAAUAUUGGUUCUAUUUCAGGAGGUUGCACUCAUGAAUUCACUCAGGCAUCAAAUAUGACAUAUCAACUGUCAGAAACAGAUAUCAUGCCAUACAUGACGCCACAGACUCUACAAAUAUCAAGUCAUCCAAGUCUUUCAUCACUUGAGAAUGUCAUUGAUAAUUUUGAGAAUGUCCCAAAUUUUAACUCAUCGCCUGUGCCUCUGAUCAUUGAAACCCCUGAUGCCACUAAUAAUUUAGAGGACCCGAAUCAUGAUGUGGACGAUAAUGAUCCAAAGGAUGCAAAUGAAGGCGGUGAUACGACUAUUCAAAAUAGUGAACCAUCAAGGAGGGAGAAGCGUAAAAUUAAACUUAAGCCUUGUGGGACUGGCGGUCACUAUGCUAUCCAACAUGUCCAAAAAAAGAGAGCCAAGAAUAAGUAAUGAAAAUUGAUGUUGCUGAAACCUUUUGGUGCUGCUGAAAAUUGGUGUUGUUGAAACCUUUUGGUGCUGCUGAAAAUUGCAGCCAGUACUGUUGAAAAUUGGAGCUGCUGAAACCUU